GCACGGAAAAUAGAAAAGGAAAAAAAAAAAAAAAAAAAAAAGAAAAGCAAAGAGAGUAAGAGUGAAGCCACCCCCAGCCCCAGCCCGACAUGUUCUGAAGUCUUCUCUGCUUGUAUGCAACGGCCACAGCACUGCGCGUGAAACCGAUUGUUGCAGGCUCAAGAUCCGGGUCGACCCGUCGCAGAUCCGAUCCAAGCAAACAUGAAUAUUUUCAGGUUAGCUGCGGACAUGACCCAUUUGGCCAGCGUCCUCGUCCUCCUCCUCAAGAUCCACACCAUCAAGUCCUGCGCCGGUGUCUCAUUGAAGACUCAAGAACUUUAUGCAGUUGUUUUUGCUGCUCGCUAUUUGGAUAUCUUUACUAAUUAUGUAUCUCUCUAUAAUACCGUUAUGAAGUUGAUAUUCUUGGGAAGCUCAUUUUCUAUUGUAUGGUACAUGAGGUACCACAAGGUUGUUCGUAGAUCAUACGACAAAGACCAAGAUACCUUUCGGCAUUACUUUCUUGUAUUGCCCUGCUUACUAUUGGCCCUAUUAAUCAAUGAGAAAUUCACAUUUAAGGAGGUGAUGUGGACAUUUUCCCUGUAUUUGGAAGCUGUUGCUAUACUUCCUCAACUAGUACUUUUACAGAGAACUAGAAAUAUUGACAAUUUGACUGGACAAUAUGUCUUUCUUCUUGGUGGAUACAGAGCAUUAUACAUUCUCAACUGGAUCUAUCGCUACUUUACUGAGCCCCACUUUGUCCAUUGGAUAACAUGGAUUUCUGGCCUUGUUCAAACACUGCUCUAUGCUGAUUUCUUCUAUUACUAUUUCCAAAGCUGGAAGAACAACCAAAAGCUUCAUUUGCCAGCAUGAUGUAAUCCUGCUGUUCCUGAAAAGCAGGACCUAUGUGAACAUUUAACAGUGAGAGCAGAGAGGAUCCACAAAGUUGUCUGGACACAGUGGUUUCUGAUUUACAAUUGCAUAUUUGUUCGUUUUGCCACCCCAAAUGCUACUGUACUAAUUACUAGGAAGAUUAUAGACAAAAAAAAAAAAACAUUGUCUGUGAUUGUAAUCUGCAAUUUCAACUUGAAAAAGUAUUGAGAUCCAGAUUGUGACACAAUGCUUAUUUCGAUCUUUUCCUCUUCCCUCUCUUCAUUCAACUUGGGUAGUGUUAAUAAAGAUUUCUUGCUUAGAUCAAA
Molecule: messenger RNA, 1175 nt
Organism: Cajanus cajan (pigeon pea)
Lineage: Eukaryota; Viridiplantae; Streptophyta; Magnoliopsida; Fabales; Fabaceae
Gene: ERD2B
Product: endoplasmic reticulum retention defective 2B
Biological process (GO): protein retention in ER lumen
Cellular component (GO): membrane
Molecular function (GO): ER lumen protein retrieval receptor activity
Source: RefSeq, a predicted model, not a curated record